Molecule: messenger RNA, 497 nt
Organism: Ylistrum balloti
Lineage: Eukaryota; Metazoa; Mollusca; Bivalvia; Pectinida; Pectinidae
Exons: 4
Coding region: 21-497 (158 amino acids)
Molecular function (GO): DNA-binding transcription factor activity
Source: RefSeq, a predicted model, not a curated record
GAUGUCCUGCGGCUAUAGUAAUGAGGGAAGUCAUUCAUUUCGACCAGUACAAGGUUCCACAGGAUACAAGGUACUGGCGUGAAGGUAUGUCAACAAAACUGAGAAAUGACCUUCAUUCAUCCUGCUAUGAGCAGGUUGAACAACGCAAAGUCAUAUAUAUAGAUCUCCCAAAGGAACACAAAAAUCACAUCCUGGGAAUGGCUGCUGAUUUAAAAUCCCCAAUUGAUGAAAGAGUUCUGAAGAAAAUUUGUAAGCUUGUAGAUGAAGGGGUCUAUAAUCCAAAAGAAAUGCAUCGACACCUUAAGAUCUACAUAAAAGAUCUCUUCAAAGACCGAGAGUUGCCCAGAGUCACAAAUCGGCGAUUUUAUCCAAGCAAAGAUGACCUCAGAAAAAUUAUAUAUCGGCAGAGGCGCAAAACAUUGCACAGCCUGAUUGACCAGGAAGACCUGGAAGAGAAAAUACGUGUGUGGCAAGAGGAGCGUCCAGAUGACAUAUGA